Messenger RNA from Cephus cinctus (wheat stem sawfly), 1314 nucleotides. RefSeq names its product enhancer of split mbeta protein. Gene Ontology annotation, molecular function: DNA-binding transcription factor activity, RNA polymerase II-specific; protein dimerization activity; RNA polymerase II cis-regulatory region sequence-specific DNA binding. Gene Ontology annotation, biological process: anterior/posterior pattern specification; regulation of neurogenesis; regulation of transcription by RNA polymerase II. The transcript has 4 exons. Gene Ontology annotation, cellular component: nucleus. The record is from RefSeq and is a predicted model, not a curated record. Lineage: Eukaryota; Metazoa; Arthropoda; Insecta; Hymenoptera; Cephidae. Bases 432 to 1133 code for a protein of 233 amino acids.
UGGCUGUGUAUUGGCUAGGGCUCGUGGAGGAAGGGAAGGAAGAAGGAAUGGCUGCCUCGGCAUCGAGUCAGUUCAGCGAGAGACUCCACGGAGAGUGCAGGAGACUCGCUUGUCUAAUGUCACUCAAUUUUUAAUCUGUCAAACAAACCGGCAGUUUACAUAUGGCUGCUGCCAUUUUGACUUUGAUUUAAACGGCAGACCUUGUUUAUUUACUUCGUUGACAACGGUCACGAGGAUUGUCGGUAAAAUCAUCGGAAUCCUGAUCGAAGAAGACUUUUGGACUAAACACGGGAACUGUGCGAUGAUGUCGUACGACUAUCCUCAUCCGGUUUCCAGGACAUAUCAGUACAAAAAAGUAAAUAACAAAGCCACUGCUGGAAAGGAAAAGGCGAGCCCGCAUUAACCGCUGUUUGGAGGAAUUGAAGGAUCUAAUGGUGGACGCACUGGAGACCGAGGGCGAAAAUAUCAGCAAGUUGGAGAAGGCUGAUAUAUUGGAACUGACUGUGCGUCAUCUUCAGAGGCUUCAGGCUUCGAGACCAUCGGGAUUGGCUACUUCGGCUACUCCCAGCGAAGAGGCGUCUGCCGAGAGUAGAUGGCAAUCGGGUUUUGGACAUUGUGCUACGGAAGCUUGUAGAUUUUUGGCUGCACUUCCGGGCGAGGCUGCUGAAAAACUUGCCAGACAUCUUGCCACUGGCCUACAGCUCACCCGACAGAUAAACGUUCAGAUGCCGCCACAGAGAGAUCUGGUGUCACCGACCAUCGCCACCUUGGAGAAAACUGCCAAUCUUCUGGUACCUUGUGAACCGAUUACGUCACCGGAUAUUACCACCAGACGAUGCUCCACGCCGAAGAGUGUUUCCUCGUAUUCGGGAACGUCUGAAAAUACUAUUGAGAAUUGUACAAUAGUGAAAGCAGCUUAUGCGUCUCCGCACAGUCUGACCUCUACUUUUAAUCAGGCUGUCAGCAUCGAAACACCCAGCUCGAGUUUGAGUCCGAAAAGAAGCGAGUGUCCGAAUCGUGAAAAGAUAUUUCAAAAUUUGACAAUUAAGAUAAGUAAGACGGAUAUUGACGAGGAGGAGGAGAUUGACGUUGAAAGAGUCGAUGAGAAAGAUCCCAUGUGGAGACCUUGGUAGCACAAUGAUCGUUUGCCAAUUAAACAGUAGAAUAAUUAUCGUUAUGCGUAUCAAAACUUUUAUUAAUUGUCUUACGAACAAUUAAGAAUAAUAUUAAUAGCAGUUAAAACCGAUGUGACUUGAUUCGUAUUAAGAUGCCGUUGUUUAUUAAGUUUUCAAUCAAUUUUCAUAUUUCCUUUUA